CGUCGAAUAACAUAUUCUGUUCUUUUCAUAUUUCAUUUCUGGUUUUUUGUAUCACCGAGUAGUGACAAAGUAUCCGUUCGCUCGUGGUAUCCUGUCCUUCAAAUUUGUCAAAAACCGUUCUGACUGCAUCGGACAAUCAGUAUUAUUAUUUAUUCAUAUUAUUGUUUUGCUUAUAAAUUGUUACGCAGUGAACGAUCAAUCAUACUUUCCGUUCAAAGACCAAUCCGUUUUUACAAUGCAUAUUAAGGGACAUCAUUAUUUGAGUUCAGAUGGAGAAUGGUCGAUCUUUGGAAGCGAUAGCGAAGAGUCACAGUCCGAGAAAAAGACAUCUUUGAACGUGUGUCCAGUGCCGGCAGUAGAGUCAUUGGCACCGCGGGCGAGUAUACAAAUAUGCGACACUCCACAAGUAGUACAACCAAUAUCAGCUAGAAACUCAAAAAUUAAAGUGCCGGCAGUAGAGUCAUUGGCGCCGCGGGCGAGUAAACAAAAAUGCGGCAUUCCACAAGUAAAUAGUAGUCAUAGUUUUAACAUUAUAUCAUUGAGUCGCUCCGCUUUCAACAAGCGUCCUGGGCUCAGGCACAGGUCGCCGACCCCUAACACCGAUCUUGCGUCGGUGUGA
Rhopalosiphum padi (bird cherry-oat aphid) is the source of this 619-nucleotide messenger RNA. RefSeq lists its product as uncharacterized. NCBI's taxonomy places the organism in Eukaryota, Metazoa, Arthropoda, Insecta, Hemiptera, Aphididae. The coding region runs from base 236 to 619 and encodes 127 amino acids. The transcript has 2 exons. The record is from RefSeq and is a predicted model, not a curated record.